This is a messenger RNA of Anneissia japonica, 1202 nucleotides long. Its product is annotated as zinc finger CCHC domain-containing protein 8-like. Bases 45 to 1202 code for a protein of 385 amino acids. Gene Ontology annotation, molecular function: zinc ion binding; RNA binding. Lineage: Eukaryota; Metazoa; Echinodermata; Crinoidea; Comatulida; Comatulidae. The transcript is spliced from 10 exons. Gene Ontology annotation, cellular component: catalytic step 2 spliceosome. The record is from RefSeq and is a predicted model, not a curated record.
UAAAAGUGAGGGAGAUGAAGCAAUGACAGAGGGCGGUGUUCAAAAUGGCAGCCAACUCGGAGUGCACUGUCUUCGGAAGUGGUGAGGUUUUUGCAGAAUUUGAUUCCGUUCCCAGUGCUGAAUCUGCUCCAAAUGCUGAAUCGGUGAAGAAAAAAUCAAGAAAAAAGUCCGCUUUGGAUAAAAAGAUUAGUCGACUUGUCGCUGAGAAUGAGCGACUCAAAGAAAAAUUGAAAAUGAUUAUUCAACCAAGAGGCGUACAUAUAGAGGAUGGCAGGUACGAUGGACCUAUUGCCCAAGUUAUGUUCAUGAAUCACAGUAUAGUAAGAAAAUACCGUCAGGAGAUAGAAGAUUUCUUUGAGGAACUGGCUCAAAAACAUAUCGAAGGCGACCACCAACAAGAACAGAAUUUUCCACAGCCUCAGUCUUCAUCGGUGAAGCUGUUGACAGAUGUAGAUCCUGAGAAGAAGGAGGCAUUUACAGCCGUUGGGAAUGUGCAAUUUUUUAACCAAUUCUGUAUCGACAAGAUUGGAAAACCUUUGUUAAAUGGAAACCCUCGAUUAACAGUUGGAUGGUGUAUUCCGGACUAUGAGCAGAUGUUUUCAGAAUCCCUCCCAGAAGAUGAUCAGCCAAGUGGCAAGAAGAAAAGACAAAAGGCAUGUUGCUUCAACUGUGGUGAAGAUGACCAUGGUGUCCGUGAUUGUCCACAGCCACAAGAUCUGGCAAGAAUUAGCAUGAAUAAAAAGAAGUUUCAGAUGAGUUUGCCAAACAUUCCAACAUCUAAACGGUAUCAUUUAGAUGAAGAGAACGUUGAAAAAUUCAAAGCUGGAGUAGUAAGUGAAGAACUAAGGAGCGCUCUCGGACUGAAGCCUAAUCAACUACCGUUACAUAUCUACCAAAUGCGAGUGUAUGGGUAUUCACCUGGACAUCUUAAAGAGGCUGAAGCUGUCAAAUCUGGCCUUACAGUGUAUGAUAAUCAUGAUGGAAGUGUUGGUGGUAGGCAAACAGAGCAGCAGCCAGAUUAUGACCAUGACAAAUUAAUCUGUUUCCCAGGGUUCAACGUUGAUGUACCACAUGACAUGCAUGAUGUAAGUACUAAUGUAUUCCCAACCCUAAGCCAUUUAAAGGGUAUAUUAAAAAUCGAACAAGGUGCCGUUAGCCAUCGGUCAUCUGUCAGCACAUGCGUGUCAAAAGAAAUGAACUGA